GUGACAGUGAACACACGCUUAGACGGAAUUCUCUAGGCGAGUACUGGAACCCCCAGCAGCGCUUAGUCAGUUCGUUUGAGAUCUCCAAAAACUAGUAUUAAUAUCCAAUCAUGCAGUCUCUGAUUGUACUAGCGGCCGCUCUGUGCGUUGCGCACGCGUCUUACUACGCGGGCCCACCGGCGCAUAUCCAGCUCAGCCCGGACGGCCAGCACGUGCUGGACACGCCGGAGGUGGCGCACGCUAAGGCCGCGCACCUCGCCGCGCACGCGCAGGCCUCCUCCGCGCACGGCGCCUGGGCCCCCGCCGCCGCUCAUGGAGGCUGGGCCGCGCCCGCGUACGCCGCCGGCGCGCACUACGGCGCACCCGCUGCUGGUCUCUACAAAUACGGCCCCGCUCCUCUCGCGCACGACGGUCGCGUGAUCGACACCCCCGAGGUGGCGCACCUGAAGGCCGCCCACAUCGCCGCGCACAACGCCGCGCACGCGCAGGCCUCGCACGCCGCCGUCGCGCCCUACCACGGCGCCGGCCUCGGAGCCGGACUCGGCGCGGGACUCGGCGCGGGCUACGGCGCCGGCUACGGCUACCACAAGUGGACCGGCCCCCAGGCCCACAUCCAGCUGACCCACGACGGCCAGUACGUGGUGGACACGCCCGAGGUCCAGCACGCACGCGCCGCUCACCUGUCGCAGUACGCCGCCGCCGCCCACGCCGCCGCCUCCGCGCCCGAGGAGCCCUGGGGCGCCCACGGCGCUCACGGCUGGCACUGACUACCUCCGACCCGCUUCCGUCCCUGAAUCAUUUUUAUACAAAACGAGAAAACCCAAAAAAAUGUUAGCUGUAUAUAACUGCUGUAUAGCGACGCGCCUACUACUUUAAAUGACUUUUGCGAAUAAAGUCUUAAUGUU
Molecule: messenger RNA, 905 nt
Organism: Aricia agestis (brown argus)
Lineage: Eukaryota; Metazoa; Arthropoda; Insecta; Lepidoptera; Lycaenidae
Gene: CPH30
Product: pupal cuticle protein-like
Exons: 3
Coding region: 111-767 (218 amino acids)
Source: RefSeq, a predicted model, not a curated record